Molecule: messenger RNA, 1446 nt
Organism: Guyanagaster necrorhizus
Lineage: Eukaryota; Fungi; Basidiomycota; Agaricomycetes; Agaricales; Physalacriaceae
Product: acid protease
Exons: 12
Coding region: 1-1446 (481 amino acids)
Biological process (GO): proteolysis
Molecular function (GO): aspartic-type endopeptidase activity
Source: RefSeq, a predicted model, not a curated record
AUGAAUCUCGCUCAACAGAACAGAGCAUAUUUUGCCCUCCUCAACGUUGGUGCGACGACCUUUCGGGUAGCACUAGAUACCGCAUCCGCAGAUUUAUGGCUAGUAUCUACUCAAUGCACCACGGACGUCUGCAAAGCUGUUCCACGCUACCCCUUGCAAUACGAGAGUGGUACUUUCGUUUCGGUCAACAACAACUCAACAACAUUCAGUGUCAGUUAUUCAGAUGGAACUGGCGCUGAAGGCUUCGUCGCGAAAGAAACCGUUCAGCUAGCCAAUCUGACGGUCUCGAAUCAAGUCUUUGGCCUGAUGACUUCGUCGAAUGUAACACUUUCCGACGAUAUCAGUGGCAUAUUCGGACUUGGUUUUCCUCGACUCUCUAGUGUUUCUAGCACCGUUACGAAUUCUACGCCUUUUUUCGUCCAGCUGGCGCAGCAAGGCGUCUUGAAUUAUCCCGUGUUCGGCUUGAGCGCUAUUGAUUCAUCUGUCGUCACCAACGUUACCGAUGUCGGCUGGCAUAAGGUCGUAGAAUUCGCACCUAUUGGCACGACGAGCAAUGUAUCCAGUUACCUGCAAUGGGCCAUCCCUCUGGAUAGUUUCGCGGUCAACGGAUCGUCUUUGGUGCCCUCGCCGACAUACCCAAACAUAACGAAUAACGCGUCUCUGGCAAUGUUUGAUGUUGGAAACAAUGGUAUUUAUGGACCUUAUCCAGAUGUAUCGCGUCUAUUUGCUGCGAUUAGUGGUUCGCGACUGGUUGACACCAAUCUAGGAUUAUGGGCUAUACCCUGUGAUACGCUGGUUCCUAUAUCCUUUACUUUUGGGGAACAGACUCUUACCCUUCAGCCUACUGAUUAUCUUAUCGGGCCCGCUUCUGAUAAUCCGGAUCUCUGUUUGUCUUGGCCGGGCGCCACGUCGCCUAGCCCGGAUGGCAUUGAUUGGCAGAUGGAAUACGUCUUAUCACUGUUUAGCUACGGGAUCAAUACCAAGGAGCCGCCCAUGAUAGGAUUCUAUCCACUUAAAAACGCCACUAAUACCACGGAGUCCGCAGCGUUGAUCUCGUCAUUCCUUUCUUCUGCAUCGGCCACAGUGGCUACAACAUUACCGAACUCUCUCCUAUCAACGCCCACCUACACGACACCACCUUAUACCUUCAACUCGUCAUUCAGUGCACCCACAGGCGGAAUUGUUUCUACCGAGCUCGCCAACAGCACAUACAGCCCCAUAUUCGCGGAAUAUGCCACCAAUAUAUCAGCAAUGCCUACAAUAGCUCCAACAAAUGCAUUGGAAACAUAUAUUAUAACCGACACCUCUGGUGUCGUUACUACUAUUACUUCCACAGCGUCGAUAGCUUCUGUUACGCUUGGUAUUCCACCCGGCUGGAUUUCUGGCCCAUUCGGUAGGUUUCCUAUGUCAAUAUCUCUGUUCAUCUAUGUUCUUCCAAGUUUCUGA